AUUCCGGCCGUCUGCUGCCAGCCACAAGAUGGCGGCGGAGAGACGGAGGAGUGGUCACGCCCUGCGCCCGGGCUCUGGCCGCGCAGGCGCGCUUCGGCAGUCGGACCUGGCAGCUUCCUCUGUCAGGGCCGCGUCUGAACGAGAGCAGUGAGGGGAGGCCGUCCCUGAUUCUCCGAGCCUGCACCGGAUUUCUAUCCGAGCCGUUUCUCAGAGACUGUGCCUGGUGCCGGCACGUCCCCUGCAUCCCAUCUGCCGCUGUCAGCCCCCUGUCGCCAGCCUCCAUUAACCCCUGCCUUUCCACAGCCUAAUUUUUUGUGUAGUGUAUCAAUAUUGCACCGUUAUCCCCCACCAUCUCCGGUCCGCCCCAGCCUGCUGCACAUCCCCGGCCCUUUCCUUAUUACCCUGCUCCUAUCUGCCUGCAUGCUGCAGGGGUCUCCGGUGUUACCACCCUGUCCUCUCUCACCCCAUCUCUGCUGCUUGCACGCACCCUGUCUCCCCCACUCACUCAUCGCUCUUGCCCGCCCCCCACUACUCCCCAGCGCCUCAUCCUGUCUCCAUGGAAGCCCCUGGACAUCCCCACCUCCAGAUCUGAUGAUACCCUGCAGAUUAGCAUCUCUCUGAGACCGUUUCCCAGAACUCACUACCAAAAUGUCUGUGGUGCAGACGCCCUGGCCAGCUGGUACGGAAUGUGUCGCUAACUACGACUUCCAGGUCAGAGCAGACCAAGACCUUCCAUUUAGUAAAGGAGAAGUCCUGACCAUUGUGGCUGUUACGCGGGAUCCUAACUGGUACAAAGCAAAGAAUAAGGCCGGGCAAGUUGGGUUCAUACCAGCCAACUAUGUGCAGAAGAGAGAAGGGGUAAAAUCUGGGACCAAGCUGAGCCUGAUGCCAUGGUUUCAUGGCAAGAUUACAAGAGAACAGGCUGAGAGACUCCUAUACCCUCCAGAGACAGGCCUGUUUCUUGUUCGAGAGAGCACAAACUACCCAGGGGACUACACACUGUGUGUGAGCUGCGAGAGUAAAGUGGAGCAUUACCGCAUUAUCUAUAAAUCUGGCAAACUGACCAUCGAUGAAGAGGCAUACUUCGACAACCUCAUGCAGCUGGUGGAGCACUAUACUAAUGAUGCUGAUGGUCUCUGUACCAAUCUGAUGAAGCCCAAGCUGAUGGAAGGAACAGUGGCUGCUCAAGAUGAAUUUUCUCGGAGUGGCUGGGCUCUGAAGAUGAAGGAUCUGAAACUUUUGCAGAUCAUAGGCAAAGGAGAAUUUGGAGAUGUCAUGUUGGGAGAAUAUAGGGGAUCUAAGGUAGCUGUGAAAUGUAUUAAGAAUGAUGCGACGGCACAAGCCUUUGUUGCGGAGGCCUUAGUAAUGACGCAACUGCGACACAAGAAUCUGGUUCAGUUACUGGGAGUGAUUGUUGAAGACAAGAGCAGCCUCUUUAUCGUCACAGAGUUCAUGGCAAAGGGCAGCUUAGUGGACUAUCUAAGGUCUAGGGGAAGAUCGGUGCUGGGAGGUGAAUGUUUAUUGAAGUUCUCUUUAGAUGUUUCAGAAGGUAUGGAGUAUUUAGAAGACAAUAAUUUUGUGCACAGAGAUUUAGCAGCACGCAAUGUGUUAGUCUCCGAGGAGAACAUUGCCAAGGUCAGUGACUUUGGACUCACCAAGGAGGCCUCUGCAACACAAGACACCAGCAAACUACCUGUCAAGUGGACAGCACCUGAGGCAUUGCGGGAGAAGCUUUUUUCAACAAAGUCUGACGUGUGGAGUUUUGGAAUUCUGCUAUGGGAAAUAUACUCUUUUGGGCGAGUGCCUUAUCCACGCAUUGCCCUAAAAGAUGUAGUACCUCGCGUGGAGAAAGGAUACAAGAUGGAUUCUCCGGAUGGUUGCUCACCUGUAGUGUAUGAGGUGAUGAAGCAGUGUUGGAAUCUGGACCCCAACCAACGACCAUCCUUUAGGAAACUACGAGAACAGCUAGAGCAUAUCAAAGCCAACGAGCUGUUCCAGUGAGACGGGGACAAAAGCAAGGGGGCCGCCUGUCUUAACAGAGCCAGAUAGAGAGUGACUCAACCAUAUCAGAUAUGGGCACAAACAUGACUCUUGUGUACACAGUAAAUACAUAUUUGGCUCUCCAAAAUCCCCUACCUUGCACUACCUACCAACCUCUUUCCCAGAAACAGAAGACAGAGCCCUGUUGGCCUGUAGAAGGAUGCUGAAGUUCUUAUACAUGGUUUUGUUUUCACAUCUCACGUAGACUCCUGCCGCCUCCUGCGCCUCGUGAACGUGAGCCAUGAGUGGAAAUCAUGAGGCACUUGGGCAAACAUUAGGGGCUUGGUGACCUGGAAAAGGAUUACAUUGCCAACCUCCAGAAGAAAUGGAGACCAAAUCAUAAAUCAUUCUAAAGCUCUUUUUGUUUUUUUGUUUUUUAUAGAGAGGUUACACAGAAAAAAUGAUCAGAGAACAGGGAAUUCAUUGCUUCAUACAAUCAGCAAUGGGUACUUUUGAAAUAAUUGUAGUCAAUAAUGCAAAUAAGGAUGCAUGUUUCGGACCAGGGACAUCUCUUCUGUUUCUCCUCUGCCUUAUUUAAUAGGUAAAUAUAAAUUGAAUAAACUGACAUACUGGGCUAAGAAGAGACCUUUGCUGGGAAGAAACUAUGGGUGGUGUCACCGUUCCUGAUGGCUUCUCUCUGUCACAGACCUUGCCGCUACAUGUAAUCUCUCCAAAUUCAGAAUGUACCAACCCCGUAAAAUAUUCUGUAUUGUAAUCCUUGAUCUCUACAUACCAACUGUGAUAAACCUGUGCAACAUGUGUUGGGUGCUGACAUUUCGCUAGCAAAAGUAAACCACUCUAUUAACAUUUCAGAUGAGGCAGGUGCUAGCACUUGCUCAACAAGUCACCUGCUACAGUUUUAUGGUUCAGGGAACCUACUCACUGCCGGAACAGGUAGCAACACAUUUCUCUGCAUCUAACAUAUACAAAAUAGUCUCUCUUAUUUUCCGUAGCCCUCAGUCAGCUUUGUCUUUCCCUUGUCUUUCUCUGAAUUCAUCCUCUAAUGAAGAGGGAUCAUUGUCAAAGCAGGAAUUUUGCAGCAAAAUUAUUGGCAGGAUCCAAUAAUUUUUAUUUUAUUUGUAUUUUUUUUUUCGGUGGGGGGGAGGGUCAUGGUCCAGCAUCACUUUUUAAGAAAGUGAACAAGUUACAAUCCUGUUGUCACUUUGGACAUGUGCAUAGCCAUUUGAAAAAAAAAAAAAAAAAAAAAGGAUAAUAAUAAACUUGUUUAAUUUGCCUGAUUCAUCAUUAAUCCCAUUUCUCCAAACCUGCUGUGAAAUGUAUUGUUAAAGUACCGCCUACUGUACUCAUUUAAAAUCCAUUUUUUACCUAUAUAAUUGUAAUGGGAGAAUUGGCUGUGCCUAUCUGAACUCAGAUUUAAUAAUCAGCUAAUAAUGCAUUGCAGUAUUUCACAAUGAAACAUUUCAGAUCUCCAGAGCAGAUUGGCUGCUACUGCAGCUUUCUAGUAGAGCCAUUCCAACUCUUGUGUAGGGCUUGCAAUAACUACUGCCCAUGCUGGUUGUCAAGCCCUUCUAUGUCCAGUUAAUGUUACAAAUUGAUCUUCGGUUAUGUGAUCAUUUAGAAUUUUUAGGCUUGCUCAGGGAAGAGAUAUAUCUAAUCCAAAAGCUGCAGUUACUUUUUGCAGGUUAUGGCAACAUACAGUAGCAGACUUUAUUCAGAGCCUGCUGUCUCCCCCUCCCCAUAUACUCAUGUUUGUUAUAUUGUCGGUUUGGUUCAUGGCGACCAUUCUGCCAACUAUGAGCUCUCUGUAUGGCAUCUGGCAUUUACGGCAUUUUAAUCUUUUGACCUAAACAGAAAAUUAUUUCCUCCUAUUUAAUUGAAAUGUAAGCCCAGGUUUAAAUGUACAAAUACAUGAUUAAAGAAUACGCGUUCACACCCAUUAUGAAUAAUAUCAGAAUGGUGGUAUUUUUGGUACCUUAGGCUACCUUUCUGGGUGCCCCCAACAGCAGAAAACACACCCCAUGCUUGUAACAGUGUAUCUCUUAACCAAUGCUUUAUUUUGUAAUUUUGGUAUAGUGGAAGUGCUCUUGAUUUUCAGGUCCAGAGAAUGGUAUAUUAUAAUAAUUCUGGAGAUUGGCAGGAAAGUGGAAGUUCUGAAAGUGAAAGGAGCAUCAUUUUGGCAAGGGGAGGGGGGGGGGG
This is a messenger RNA of Pseudophryne corroboree (corroboree frog), 4197 nucleotides long. RefSeq names its product C-terminal Src kinase (gene CSK). The record is from RefSeq and is a predicted model, not a curated record. NCBI's taxonomy places the organism in Eukaryota, Metazoa, Chordata, Amphibia, Anura, Myobatrachidae. Gene Ontology annotation, biological process: adherens junction organization; protein phosphorylation; regulation of Fc receptor mediated stimulatory signaling pathway. The coding region runs from base 649 to 2001 and encodes 450 amino acids. Gene Ontology annotation, molecular function: ATP binding; protein binding; non-membrane spanning protein tyrosine kinase activity. The transcript is spliced from 13 exons.